CACGAAGUAAACAGCGAUGUAUACUUUGUGAUUGUAUCUCUUCUCUAUGGGCAUUUCACGCCCCAGACGCUGGCCGGCAUGUUGUAAGGAGAACGAGAAGUGUUGAGAAACAUUUUAAAAGUGGUUUAAAAUGACAAUUUUCAGCGGUAACCAACCAAAAUUAACACAAUGAAGGUGUGAAAGAUGCAAUAUUUUAAAUAUAUGCUUCUUACAUCUUCAUGUUUCAAUGUCUUGAAACGAGGUGAUAAUUUUGGUAUCUGGCUGCAUUUAAAAUUUCCGCUAAUAUAGUGACGCAAACUGUAGUCUGAAGCUCAUUGCCUGAAGUCGGAUCCGAUGCGCAAGAGUCCGCCCUGGUUUAUUCCAUGCUUCGACGCAUAAAGAGUACUCUUCUCUUCGACGACAUAAACACGUUUGCUCGUAAACUACUAGGAUAGCCGACUCUUUGGUUUUAGGGGCUGCUCUGUGGCUUUCAACGCUCAGGCAUUGCUGUUGUGCUUGCGGUGACCAGAGAUGGGGACUGAUGUGUGAGGAGCGGAAAGAAAUAAACAGAAUAGUUAACCUAGGUAUAUUGCCGUGGUCAAGCCAAUGUUCAAGUGAUUGAACAGGUGGUGAGUGUACGUCGAGGCGACAAACAUGAGUUCUGAGCUCUGAUUAGUGGCAGUAUCAGUAAUUGAAUGCAUCGUAUGGCAAGUGUAGGGUUGAAGUGUAUUGUAUGAAUGAAUUGAUUGCUUUUGACGUAAGUCCCUGAAGUAGCGAGUUUACCUAAGAAACACAAAUUAGUGCGUCGUGUGCUUAUUAACAGAAAGCGUUUGAUGAUAUUUUCUGAGGUACAUUUCGUUGAAAAGCUCUUGUUUCGUGUGUCUGAAGUGUUUUAUUGUUAAUGAAUGUAAACAGCACACCUGAAAACUGGAGUCAGUUGUAAAAACUUAACUGUCACAUUGUGUUUUGUUGGCAAAAUCGUUCACUUUUUGUAGUGAACCCGUUAUUUUCAAUUAAAUCAAAGUAUUUCGUUGUCAAUUGCCCAUAUGUCUGACAAUGAAGGCUCUGAAAUGGAAGUCGAGGAUCAAAGUGAAGAUGGAGAGCUGACAAAAAGUCCACAUAAGCAUUCACCUAUGCCACUUUCUAAGGAUAUGGUUGGCUCAUAUGGGCGGCCUAAAGGACGAAUUGAGUCAACAAGUCGUUACAGUAUCAGAUGACUCUGAUGAGGAGGAAGAAACUGGAUCUGGUGUUGAAAAUAAAGUGAGCCGAACUGAUGGUCAUUCUCAUGGACAAGAAAUAGACGAUGAUGAUGAGGCCUCAAGUUUAGCUGAGGAAGAAGAAGAGGAAGAAGAAGAUGAGAGUGAUAGUAGUUCUGCAACUGAGGAGGAAGCAG
This is a messenger RNA of Gryllus bimaculatus (two-spotted cricket), 1372 nucleotides long. The record is from the annotation of a GenBank genome assembly. Lineage: Eukaryota; Metazoa; Arthropoda; Insecta; Orthoptera; Gryllidae.